AUGCGACAAGUAUUCAAGGACAAGACUCAAGGUAUUGAUUUUUCAGCAGCAAUGGUCAAACAAAUUUUCCGUUCAAUGGGUAUACGAUAUACAAACAUCAAUAUGGUUGGACAAACAUUGUUUAUUGGUACAAAGGAAGAACAUCAACAAUGGACUGAACAAGCAUUAGAUCAAGACUCGUUUUUAUUAUUACACAUUUGA
Molecule: messenger RNA, 201 nt
Organism: Didymodactylos carnosus
Lineage: Eukaryota; Metazoa; Rotifera; Eurotatoria; Philodinida; Philodinidae
Source: the annotation of a GenBank genome assembly